Molecule: messenger RNA, 4524 nt
Organism: Mycena citricolor
Lineage: Eukaryota; Fungi; Basidiomycota; Agaricomycetes; Agaricales; Mycenaceae
Source: the annotation of a GenBank genome assembly
AUGUGCAGAAACUACCCUACGCACAAACCCAGAGCUUUUUACUUUCCGGAAGGUCGGAGGGAGGUGCCAGAAUGCGCCAUUGAGCUCUGGCGAGGAUUCUUCCAGUCCGUGCGGCCGACGAUGUUUGGCAUGAUGGUGAACAUUGACACCACCAUGACGGCAGUAUACAAGAGCGGGCCUAUGAUCGAUAUCGCCAUGACCUUACUGGGCCUCCGAAAUGUCGCGGAUCUGCGGCUCACAGAACGGGAAGCGAACUUCCAUAAGCUCAAGGAAUACUUUGUUGGACGCCGGGUGACGACUGAGACGACCGGCCAGAAAACGAAGACAAUCUACGGGCUGGUUUCGGCCCCUGUAGGACGGAUCAAAUUCUCAUUGAAGGAUGGCCGCGAGAUGAGCAUCGAAGUCGGUGGAUCGGAGAUAUUCGUCCGACAACUCCGAUAUGGCUCGCUAUUCGGCGUUCGUCUGAGUCCUGUUGAAGUUACAGAUGCAAUCAUCGUUCCCCCGGAGAUCUGCUCUCUCAAGCCCGGCCAAUUCUACCGAAAGAAAUUAACAUCUACUGCAACACGCACGGCCGUCGCAUUUGCGACGCAAAGACCCGGCGAUAGAAUGAAGACUAUCAGUCAAGGAGUCGCCGUCAACAACGGUGUUGUCCGCUCUCCUGUGAGCGAUCUAUUCCCGCAUUUGUCCUCGGCCUCUGACACGAUCGUUCAGCUUCAAGGCUAUGGUCAAUCGCCGUAUGUUCUCGAUGCGCAAAUGUCCAUCAGCACCGCUGCAGUGGAGAUCAGUGCGACCUUGUUCAAGGCACCCAAGCUCGAAUCUCAGAGUGCUCAGAUUACUCCUACGAACGGUUCUUGGAACAUCUUGGGACACAAGUUCAAGAAGGCCGAGACUUUAAACAGUUGGGUCCUAAUCAACUACGACGCCCACCACAUCCGCGAAAGAGACAUCCAAGCAACAGCCGAAGCGCUGAUUAAGGCUUGUGUAAAACUAGGAAUGAAAGUCAAUCCUGACCCGCUUGUGAGAAUAGGAAAUCCGCAGAACCCAGAAGAGGUCUUGGACGCUGUAUAUGCCUACGCUUACAGCAUCCAAAGACAGAUCGAUCUCAUUGUGGUUCUUCUUCCUAGUAAAGCAGAAGAAAUCCGCUAUCGUGUCAAACACUGGGGAGACACCAAAUACGGCAUCCGGACAUCCUGUCUGCGCGAGGAAAAGCUGAUGCCCAACUUGCGUCGCCCGGACGAUAAUCAAUAUCUCAACAAUGUGGCCAUCAAACUCAACGCUCGACUCGGCGGUCAUUAUGUUCUGCCCAUCACGACAUGCCUUGAGCGGAUCAAGCAAGAGCCGUUCAUGGUACUGGGUGCGGAUGUCGCCCAUCCCGGGCCCGGCACCAAUCGACCCUCGAUUGCUAGCCUCGUCUUUUCCUGGGACAGGGAUGCCACCAAGUACAUAGCUCUGACUGAUAUCCAAGCCCCUCGUCUAGAGAUGAUCGAAAACCUCCAGAGCCUGAUGAAAGAGGCUCUCGGGGUAUAUUUCGAAAAGAACAAUACCUUAAAACGCAUCAUCUUCUAUCGGGACGGGGUCAGCGAAGCUGAGAUGGACACCGUCAAAAGUUUCGAGAUUGCGGCUGUCAAGGCUGCUUGUAAAGAGUUGUGGGAAGAAAGAGGAUUCAAUCCCAAGGAUCUGCCUCAGCUUACGUUCAUAGUCGUGGUUAAACGCCAUCAUGUGAUCUUCGUUCCCAAGCCAAAUAGCGACGCGGUUUUGGACCGGAAGACUGGAAAUUGUGUGGCUGGCUUGGUUGUCGAUCGUCUUCGUAGCCCGUUCUCGGGUGGCCGCGAUUUUUUCCUGCAAUCGCAUGGGGCAAUUCAAGGCACCUCGCGCCCGGGUCAUUAUACUGUUCUUGAGGACGAAUGCUUCGGCUACAAUAUGCCUUUCUUACAGCAGCUUUCGUUUGAGCUCUGCCAUGUAUAUGCAAAAGCCACGCGCUCGGUGUCGAUCCCAGCCCCGGUCUACUAUGCGGAUCUUGUUUGUGGCCGCGCCAAGUUCCAUUUUGACCCGAACGCAGGCGUCGAUUUCGAUGCGCUAUUUGACUGGCCCUGGGAUAGUGUCGCGUCCGAAUGCGUGUCGGUGCUAGGACCGGCGGGGUAUGGUUAUGUGCAAGUCAGCCCGGCGACCGAGCACAUACAGGGAAGCCAGUGGUGGACAGACUAUCAAACGGUCUCGUAUAAAUUGGAGAGCAAGCGUGGGACGAGAGGGCAGUUUGCGAAUAUGGUGGCGAGCUGUAAAUCUGCGGGGGUGGAUGUGAUCGUCGAUGUCGUUUUCAACCAUAUGUCUACUGGUUCUGGUGUCGGCUUUGCGGGAAGCAGAUACGACAAGUAUGACUACCCAGCGGUCCCUUACACUUCUUCGAACUUCCACUAUUGCUCGGGGUCUAGCGCUUCGCAGAUCAGCGAUUAUUCGAAUGCGUACAACGUUCAAUUUUGCGAGCUCGCGGGGCUGUCCGAUCUGGCGCAAGAACAACCUGUUGUGCAGAGCAAGAUCGCAGCCAUGCUCAAUGAUCUUCUCUCACUGGGGGUCGCUGGGUUCCGCAUUGAUGCGGCAAAGCAUAUGGUGGACGCUGAUAUCGCCAGCAUACUCUCGAAGCUUCUUUAUCCGUUCUACGACACGCAGGAAGUCAUUUAUGGACAGGGAGAGGCCGUUCAGCCUUCGCAAUACGUCACGUCAGGGAACGUUAUCGAGUUUAGGGCCACGACCUCGGUGUUGUUACAUUUCACGGGUAGCUCGGGCGGUAUCGCCUCCCUGUUGUAUCCGACACCUAUGGGAUCAGCCUGGGGCUUCGUCGACUCUUCUGUCGCCACAUUCAUCAUGGCAAAUCAAGACACGGAGCGGAACGGCCAGUCGCUGACAUACACCUCCCCGAACAACGCUUAUCUUCUGUCUGCGAUCUUCAUGCUCGGGUACAACUACGGGACCCCGACUGUCUACUCCGGCUUCAACUUUUCCGGAUUCGACGACGGUGCGCCACAAAACUCGCAAGGAUACACGAAUACUGUGAAGUGCUUCUCCAACGGCUGGCGAUGCGAACACCGUUGGCCUGCGAUCCUCAACAUGGUCGGGUUCCACAACGCUGUGAGCGAUAAAGCCGUGACGAACGUGCAAUUUGGCAACACUCAGCAACUCGCAUUCGAGCGAAACGGGACUGGGUUCUUGAUUAUCAACAAUGCUGGAUCGACUUGGUCAAAUACUUGGAGUACGACGCUUCCCGCCGGAACUUACUGUGAUAUCCUGCACAGCGACAGUAUUGUCUCUGGCCCUUGCAGCGGUCCUUCAUACGUCGUCUCUUCGUCCGGCCUCUUCUCUGCAUCCGUAGCACCUUACGACGGCAUCGCGCUGGUUAUCGGUGUUACGGGCAACGGCAGCCCUGACAAAAGUGCAAGCACCGUCGCAAGCCCGAGUCCCUCGCCCUCCGCGAAUUCUGUUACAGUGAACUUCGUGGAAACUGCGAGCAGCGGUCCAGGCGAUGUCAUCAAGGUCUGCGGGUCUCUUGCGCAACUUGGAUUGUGGUCGGCAACGUCGGCGAUCGCGCUUUCUGAGACGACCUCCGGUUGGCAACUGAGCAUGACGUUGUCCCCUGGGACUUACUUUGAGUAUAAAUUCAUCCGCGUGUCAGACAAUGGUGCUGUGAACUGGGAGUCAGGCUCGAAUCGAAUGUACACGACGCCGUCUGCCGGGAACGUCGUUACUCUCUAUGGCGCAUUUGGGUCGACCCAGAGCAGCUCUAGUGCCGGCAAGGGAUCGGUAUCCAGCACGGGACAGCCGCCCAACGCGGUCGGCUCGACCCAAGCGGCCGCUUCGAGUGCAUCUUCGACACUCCCGACGUCGCCAACCAGCACCAGCACCAGCACGCCGCCGAGUUCGACUGCUGUGACAGUCAAUUUCGUGGAAACGGCGAGCAGGAGCUACGGCGACACUGUCAAAAUCUGUGGUUCGAUCUCGCAGCUUGGAUCGUGGGACUCUUCAGCAGCACUGGCGCUCUCUCCGACGUCGUCGUCGUCCAACGGCGACUGGCAGCUGAGCACGAUGUUACCUCCUGGGACCUACUUUGAGUACAAAUUUAUGCGCGUCUCGAGCGGGGGCAGGAUCGGUGGUCACGCUUUAUGGCACGUUUGGAUCGACGCAAGGCAGCACUGCUUCGACCAGCGCACCGGCCGGGACCACAUCGUCGUCGUCCCCUUCCUCCUCCGGGGCGACGGUCACUUUAUCGAAACGGCGUCCGCUGCGUCGGCCGAAGUGAUCAAACUCGUCGGCUCGACCAGUGAGCUGGGAAACUGGACGCCUGCGGCUGCCGUCGCGCUAUCGAACUCGGGGAACGUCUGGUCUGUGACGCUGGUGCUGCCUGCGAACACAGCCAUCCAGUACAAGUUCAUCCGUGUGAGGGGGAAUACGGCAUCGUGGGAAUCGGACCCGAACCGGUCGUAUACGACGUUGUCCGCGGGCUCGACGGACACUCUAUCGAGCAGCUUUAGAUAA